Molecule: messenger RNA, 7210 nt
Organism: Rhinolophus ferrumequinum (greater horseshoe bat)
Lineage: Eukaryota; Metazoa; Chordata; Mammalia; Chiroptera; Rhinolophidae
Gene: CNTN4
Product: contactin 4
Exons: 25
Coding region: 2383-5463 (1026 amino acids)
Biological process (GO): brain development; cell-cell adhesion
Molecular function (GO): cell-cell adhesion mediator activity
Source: RefSeq, a predicted model, not a curated record
GGGGGGGGCGGGUAUUGCAGCUCUCAGCUCACAGGCCACCAAAGCUAAAUGACAGGAGGAAUUUUCCACUGCGUUCAGAUGAUGAUGAUGAUUUGCAGCUUACAUGAGGACCAGUAGUUCAUUCACGAGGGUACUCAGGGCAAUGGCCUUGAACUUGCUGCUGACAGCUUUAAUUGGUUUGUUAGGAACAUUUUCCCCCAGAGGAUCCCAAUGACAGUUUCCCUGAGCAAGAAACUGACACCCAGCCAGGUUCCCUGAUAUGCGGGACACGUGUGUGAGUAUGUUGCUAUCAAAAUAAACUGUCCUUUCCGGCCAGGGUCUGGCUGUCCUAGCACUCCCCAGCCCUGGGGGCUUUGGUGGGAGCCUUUCCUGGCGGGGGUGGCAGCUGCGCUUCCUGUCCCUAGUGGGCUGGUGAGAAAAGGGACUGGAUCAUUGGUUGCGUUUUAAACAGCUGCUGCUCUUCUUGGGAAAUGUUGGGGAGGGGCUGAUCAAGCUUCGCAUUGGGAGGUGAGGCCCUGUUGGUGAAAGGAAAGGCUUCUCAUCAGAAUGUGUAACUGAUGUCCCCUCAGCAGGACCCGAUCUGUCUCCUCCUCAUAACACCUGUUUCCCCAGCUGUGGGGAGAACUGGGAAGCAGAGUCUGUUGUGGUCAUUUUCAGUUUCCCAGCACCUACUAGAAUACAACGCCAAGCAGAUAGUAGUAGACAGAAAAAAAGGGUUAAAGGGAAGAAUAAAAACACAAUUUAAAUUUGAAAUUUAGAAACUGUUAAGGGACUUUGGCCGACAUCUUCAUAACACUUUGAAAAUUACUUCAGUUUGUAGUCUCUUUGAGAUUGUGACAGCCUACUUUAUUCUUUUUUUUUUCUUUGAAAUGUCUAAACUAUCACGUUUCCCUGAACAUGUUAAGAGUAUAUAUGUAUAGGAAGGGAUUUUUCUCUGGAGAUCUUCUGGCCAGGUUUUUUUGGUGGUGGUGGUUACAUAUUUUUAGUGGAAAAAAAUACUUUUAAUUGACUAGGUGCAGAAAAAUAAUCUAAAAACAUUACAUCAUAGUCAUUGUUCUGGCAGAAACACAAGCCUUUAGAGUCAGUGGAGACAAUUCAUCUUAUCUAGUCAUUUACCAUGAACAUUCUUGUGUUACCCACAUUCCGGUUUGCAAAAGUGCCUCCUCCAUUGGAGAAACACACCACACAGCUUAAAAUCUCUCCAUGUUUAACCAAUCGGGAAAUCUGGGGAAAAACAACAACCCUAACUCCUCUCUUUAGCAUUAAUCUCAGGGCAAGGAAACCAUGGAAUUUCAAGUGGCCAAAACACCACCAACCACCGUGCGUGGAUUUGCCCACUUCCUGAACAGGAAUUCAAAAACAAAAACAAACCACUGUGUGAACUAACAAGGCAGCAGUUCAUAUUUGGAGAAGUUAGUUUGCUUACUCCAGUAGUUUAAAAAUAGUUUUUCGGUUAACACCUUUUCCACAUAAUGGAGAUGUCAGGGUAGGUUUUCGUGGUGGUGUAAAUGGUAGGAGGCUGUGCAUGGAGCUGUACACAGCGGAUCGCUGCACAGGCAGACGGGGUUCAGCAAAGCUCCGGGGGAUUUUCCCUGCGGGAGGCUGCUCUCGGGUUGCUGGAAACAGACCGCGGGUGCGUGCCGCCGGCGGCCUUUCCUCCGCCCGCCAGACUCGCGGCGCAGGGUUGGUGAGGGCUGGGGGGCGGGGGGCACUGAUGUCCGUCUCCGCGGUUACCUGAGGUUUGGAGUUGGGGUGCAGAGAGCCAUUUCUGCGGAAAAACAUCCCUUCAGUACAGUGACCACGGAAACGUCACUGUCGGGAGCACAUGCUUUUGAAUAACAAAGCUUUCAAUAGUCCCCACGCAGAGCAAAUUGAUCCUCGCACUGAUUGUAAACCGUUUCCUCCCGCCCCCGCCGUAAGGAUGGGACUCCAGGUCGGUAACGCCGCCUGUCUGGCCAGUGGCCUCGCCUAAGGACAGGACGCCUGAAAGAUCCCGGAAUUCCGUGUCUCCGGGAGGCCGGAGGUUUGGGGACUCGGGCAGGUCGCGCCUCCUUGCGCCCCGAUACGCGGGUUGCCAAGGAAGGCGGCAUCGCUCCGGCAUCUUCUCCGUCGCUAAGCAGCACAUCGCUACACCCGGCUCGGGAACCGGGUAGAUCUUCGGAUGCCUGGGCUCAGGCGAGGCGCCCUCCCCCGGUUUUGCGCGCGGGGCCUGGGGCCUCCCUCCCUGCAGGGCCGGCAGGAAUCAGUGACAUUCAGCAACUCCCCAGCAUGUGGCCCCAAUAACUGCCCUAAAAGAUUAAAGGUUGAACGAGGCUUAAAAGAAGCAGUGAUUCUAUUCACUUGUUAUUGGACUUGAAACUCCUUUGACCUCGGAAGCUGAAGAUGAGGUUGCCAUGGGAACUGCUGCUCCUGCAAUCAUUCAUGUUGUGCCUUGCAGAUGACUACACACUGCAUGGUCCAGUUUUCAUUCAAGAACCAAGUCAUGUCAUGUUCCCUUUGGACUCUGAGGAGAAAAGAGUGAAGCUCAAUUGUGAAGUUAAAGGCAAUCCAAGACCUCAUAUCAGGUGGAAGUUAAAUGGAACGGAUGUUGACCUCGGUACGGAUUUCCGCCACAGUGUUGUUGAAGGAAGCUUGCUGAUCACUAACCCCAAUGCAACCCAAGAUGCUGGGAUGUACCAGUGCAUAGCAGCAAACUCGUUCGGAACCGUUGUCAGCAGAGAAGCAAGGCUUCAGUUUGCCUAUCUUGAAAACUUUAAAACGAGAACGAGAAGCACGGUGUCCGUCCGUCAAGGUCAGGGGAUGGUCCUGCUAUGUGGCCCGCCAGCGCAUUCUGGAGAGCUGAGCUAUGCCUGGAUCUUCAAUGAAUACCCUUCCUAUCAGGACAAUCGACGCUUUGUUUCUCAAGAGACUGGGAAUCUGUAUAUCGCCAAAGUAGAAAAAUCAGAUGUUGGGAAUUAUACCUGUGUGGUGACGAACACAGUGACAAACCACAAGGUCCUGGGGCCGCCCACACCGCUAAUCCUGAGAAAUGACGGGGUGAUGGGUGAAUAUGAGCCCAAAAUAGAAGUGCAGUUCCCAGAAACGGUCCCGACUGCGAAAGGAGCCACGGUGAGGCUGGAAUGCUUCGCCUUGGGGAAUCCAGUACCGACUAUUAUCUGGAGAAGAGCUGAUGGAAAGCCAAUAGCAAGGAAAGCCAGAAGACACAAGUCAAAUGGAAUUCUUGAGAUCCCCAAUUUUCAGCAAGAGGAUGCUGGUUUAUAUGAAUGUGUGGCUGAAAAUUCAAGAGGGAAAAAUGUAGCAAGGGGACAGUUGACUUUCUAUGCUCAACCUAAUUGGAUUCAAAAAAUAAAUGAUAUCCACGUGGCCAUUGAAGAACAUGUCUUUUGGGAAUGCAAAGCUAGUGGAAGACCGAGACCUACAUACAGGUGGCUGAAGAACGGUGAAGCGCUGUCCACUCGGGACAGAAUUCAAAUUGAGCAAGGGACACUCAACAUAACAGUCGUGGAACUCUCCGAUGCUGGCAUGUAUCAGUGUGUGGCAGAGAAUAAACACGGAGUUGUCUUUUCCAACGCUGAGCUCAGUGUUAUAGCUGUGGGUCCAGAUUUUUCAAGAACUCUCUUAAAAAGGGUGACUCUUGUCAAAGUGGGAGGUGAAGUUGUCAUUGAGUGUAAGCCAAAAGCUUCUCCGAAACCUGUCUACUCCUGGAAGAAAGGAAGGGACAUACUAAAGGAAAAUGAAAGAAUUACCAUUUCUGAAGAUGGAAGCCUCAGAAUCAUCAAUGUGACUAAAUCAGAUGCUGGGAGCUACACCUGUGUAGCCACUAACCAUUUUGGAACUGCAAGCAGCACUGGGAACUUGAUAGUGAAAGAUCCAACCAGGGUAAUGGUGCCCCCUUCCAGCAUGGAUGUCACUGUCGGAGAAAGUAUUGUUCUGACAUGCCAGGUGACACAUGACCACUCGCUAGACAUCGUGUUCACGUGGACAUUUAAUGGGCACCCGAUAGAUUUUGACAAAGACGGGGACCACUUUGAAAGAGUCGGAGGGCAGGAUUCAGCUGGUGAUUUGAUGAUCCGAAACAUCCAGCUGAAGCAUGCUGGGAAAUACGUCUGCAUGGUCCGGACAAGUGUGGACAAGCUGUCUGCUGCUGCAGACCUGAUCGUCAGAGGCCCCCCAGGCCCCCCAGAGGCUGUGACCAUAGAUGAAAUCACGGACACCACUGCUCAGCUGUCCUGGAGACCCGGGCCUGACAACCACAGCCCUGUCACCGUGUAUGUCAUUCAAGCCAGGACUCCCUUCUCCGUGGGCUGGCAAGCAGUCAACACAGUCCCGGAGCUCAUCGAUGGAAGAACAUUCACGGCGACCGUGGUGGGUCUGAACCCCUGGGUCGAGUAUGAAUUCCGCACUGUGGCAGCCAAUGUGAUUGGGAUCGGGGAGCCCAGCCGGCCCUCAGAGAAGCGGAGGACAGAAGAGGCCCUCCCUGAGGUCACCCCAGCUAACGUCAGUGGUGGCGGAGGCAGCAAGUCUGAGCUGGUUAUAACCUGGGAGACGGUCCCUGAGGAACUGCAGAACGGGAGAGGCUUUGGGUACGUGGUGGCCUUCCGGCCGUACGGCACAGCCAUCUGGAUGCUGACAGUGCUAGCCUCCGCGGACGCCUGCAGAUACGUGUUCAGGAACGAGAGCGUGCGGCCCUUCUCGCCCUUUGAGGUGAAAGUGGGCGUCUUCAACAACAAGGGAGAGGGCCCUUUCAGUCCCACCACAGUGGUGUAUUCUGCAGAAGAAGAACCUACCAGACCACCCGCCAGCAUCUUUGCCAGAAGUCUUUCUGCAACAGAUAUUGAAGUUUUCUGGGCCUCCCCCAAGGAGAAGAAUAGAGGACGGAUACAAGGCUAUGAGGUUCAAUACUGGAGACAUGAUGACACGGAAGAAAAUGCUAGAAAAAUACGAACAUUUGGAAAUCAGACAUCAACAAAAAUCACCAACUUGCAAGGCAGUGCGCUGUACCAUUUAGCUGUCAAGGCGUACAAUACUGCCGGGACAGGCCCCGCCAGUGCCACGGUCAACGUGACAACCAGAAAGCCACCACCGAGUCAGCCCCCCGGAAACAUCAUAUGGAAUUCAUCGGACUCCAAAAUUAUCCUGAAUUGGGAUCAAGUGAAGGCCCUGGAUAAUGAGUCGGAAGUGAAAGGCUACAAAGUCUUGUAUAGAUGGAACAGACAAAGCAGCACAUCUAUCAUUGAAACAAAUAAAACAUCGGUGGAGCUUUCUUUGCCUCUGGAUGAGGAUUACAUAAUAGAAAUCAAGCCAUUCAGUGAUGGAGGAGAUGGCAGCACCAGUGAACAAAUUCGAAUCCCAAAGAUAUCAAACGCCUAUGCAAGAGGAGCUGGUCCUUCCACAUCCAAUGCGUGCACACUGUCUGCCAUCGGUACCAUCGUGAUGUCGCUCACAGCCAGGUCCAGCUUAUGACAAAAGUCUACAGGACUUGCUGUUUAUAAUCUAAGCAACAUUUAGCUAGUUGUUUUGGAGACACCCAGUACUAAGUAAUAUUGUUGUUCAAGUACAUCUUAUUACUGGAAAACAAAAUGUUUCUUGCUUCUUUAGGGAUGGCAUUAUACAGUACUUCCUCAAAGCAAAUCUAGCUUUGUCUGAAGUUUCUUUGGAAACUCUGCAAUGCACUGAAGACAUCUGUAAUACGAUGUUACCAAAGCAGUUUACAUAUGUCCUUAUAUGCAUAUUUUUAUUAUAUAUUUAGUGUUUUAUAGAAUUUUUUAAAGUUAACAUGAAAUGUAGAUAUUAAUUUUUUCCUCUGCUGUAAAAUGCAACGGGCAACACAACCAUACAAUUAUUAUUUGACAAUAGUUCCUUUCGAGACCGAGUUUGAAACUCGUCUUGGUAAAUAAAUCGUAACUUACUUGUACAGUUUUACAAGUAUCUAUGGCAGGACAAGAGCUGGUCUGUAACUCCAGGCCACCAUGUGUCUAUGACUCUUGGGAUGGUUUACGCAUUGACGUGAAUCCUUUGACAUGUACAGUAUGUUUUUCCGCCCAGUGGUGAAUUUCGUUGUUCAACACAACUUGAGAUGGUUUCAGGAAUGGCCGCAAUUUCAAAACCUAUGCUAGCUGCCCAACAGGUACUUGUGCAAUAUUUCACCCUGCACUUAGCACGGUCCGUGCAGUAAGACUUUCAUGUCCCUCUACGCGGUCAGCAUUGUCUUUGUAGUAGCAUUCUUAGACAUUAAAUCUGAAGUUACAUAUCUAUCCUGUAGUAACAGAGACCAAAAGUGACUAGAAUCAACCAAGUCUUUCAAAGGAUACUAGAUAAUUUUACUAUCUCUAAACGUAUCUGUUUUGAAUGUACAUUUUUUAAAAAAGGUAAUUCUCUGUUCAUGGAUUCACAAUUUCUUUACAGAAUGUCUUAUCUAUAAUAUGUGCAUCUCUUUCAUAAUAGAGCCCUUCUUCUGAAUGGAAAUCGUGUACGGAGUUUAGCAGGUUUCUCAUAUUUCGGCAAAAAGCUGCCUCAGAGAUUUUUUUCCACGACUCUAUGAAAGAUCUUUAGUACAACUGUAUGGUUUCUCGACGACUCUCCUGUUUUUCAAUCAGUAGCUUAGUUGCUUUAUAAGCUUUACCUUCUAAAUGUUAAAAUCACUCAUUGGAAAAUGACAAUAUCAACAAAACCGUAUUCUUAUGAAAGAACUAUUUGUUAUAAUGGGGGAGGUUUUGUAAGCUGACACUAGUGGAACAGUGCAUAUAAAAGACAAUGAAGUUUUCUAUAAAAAUUUUCACAUGUAAACACGCCACCACGUUUUCUUCUUUCUCAGAACGCUCAAAUUUGCCUGCAGUCUGUCAUUUCUCUUUACAGAUAAUAUAAGUUAACUUUUCAACCUUCUAGCUAUAUUUAUCCAAUAAAGUCAUAAUCAGGAUUCCACGUGUGGAAAAACUAGGAUGGUAACCGAAAAAAUAUAUUGUCAGUAUUUCAAUCUGUGUUCCUUUCUUAGUUUGAUAUGGUUACUUCUAUGUUAAAAUAAAACAAAAUUUAAAAGUCACACAUACACACACAAAAAAAACAACAACAAAAUAAUAAAAUGAACGAAAAAAAAAAUGGCACCCCAGAUAGUUCCCCACCCCAGUGUAAAUGAUAUUUACCAGUGAUCUAGCCUAUGUAAUCUUUUUUUUUUAAAAGGUAUUGUUAAUAAAUAUUCUGUCAUUUGUAAAGA